Colletotrichum scovillei is the source of this 726-nucleotide messenger RNA. RefSeq lists its product as uncharacterized. Lineage: Eukaryota; Fungi; Ascomycota; Sordariomycetes; Glomerellales; Glomerellaceae. The record is from RefSeq and is a predicted model, not a curated record. The transcript has a single exon. Bases 1 to 726 code for a protein of 241 amino acids.
AUGGCCUCCAAGGAAAACAACGCCACCACCGUCCUCGAGACAAUCCCCGAGGAGCCUGCCCCCAAGCGCACCACCCGAAAGAAACUCCCAGACUCGAGACCCUCGAAGCCCUCUGCCGAGGACCCCUCCCCCGAGAAGAAGAAGCCGGCCGCCCGCAAGGCCGCCCCCAAGAAGACCACCGCCGCCACCGGCCGCAAGCCCAAGCCGGCCUGCAAGAAGCCCAUCAUGGGACCCGGCCGCCCCAAGGGAAGCAAGAACAAGGCGGUCAAGAAGAACAAGCCCCCCGCGAAGCGCAACAAGAACGCCAAGCGCACCACCGCCCACGACCUCCUCACCGCCAUCCAGGACGACGAGAUCCCCACCAACGCGCAGGUCAAGGCCGACUAUGGCUUCUCGCGCUGCUACAUCACCCUCGACCAGAGCAAGCUCUACAACGUCUACCGUACCGUCCUCGAGGACUUUGAGGUCAAGCCCGAGGAGCUCCACGAGUGGCUCCACCACGAGGAUGGUCUGAAGAAUGUGGCUGCGGAGAUCAAGGCCAAGUUUGAGGCGUUGCUUGGUCCGGAGGAUUACCAGGGCGAUUAUAAGUGGUUCCUUGAGAACCAGUAUAUCUGGGACCCGGAGGAUCUCGUAAGCGAGGCGAAGGCUGCGCGCGCUGCGAAGGAGUUGAAGGAGUACUAUGAUGCUCGCAAGCGACCUGGUGACAACUUUGAUUGGUACUCCUGA